UGUGGCUCGGCGUGAUGCUCCCGGUGCUCGGCAUCAAGGCACUCUCCCCAUACGCUGUCUCCUACCUGGACCGCCUGCUGAUGAUGCACCCAAAUCUGACCAAAGGCUUUGGCAUGAUUGGACCCAAGGAUUUCUUUCCUCUCCUGGACUUCGCCUUCAUGCCCAACAACUCGCUGUCACCUAGCCUGCAGGAGCAGCUGCGGCGGCUGUACCCACGCCUGAAGGUGCUGGCGCUGGGUGCGAGGCCGGAGACAACGCUGCACACUUACUUCCCCUCCUUCCUGUCCCGCGCCACACCGAGCUGCCCGCCUGCCAUGAGGAAGGAGCUCCUCACCUCCAUGAGCCAGUGCCUGAGCGUGGACCCGCUGAGCUUCAGCGUCUGGAGGCAGCUCUACACCAAGCACCUCUCCCAGUCCAGCUUGCUCCUGAACCAUCUGCUGGAGUCCUGGGACAGCGGCAGCAGGAAGGCACGCCAGGCCCUGCAGGAAACCGUUCGCUCCUUCAAGGUGACCAACGAGGAGCUGGUUGCAAAGGGACCUGGCAGCCAGCAGGACGUGGCUGCGUGUGACACUGCCUGCAAGCUGCUGCUGCAGAAGAUGAAGGGCAGGGGCUUCCCCUGGUCCCGGCUGCUGCUCGUCCUCCUGGUGUUCGCCGCCGGUUUCCUCAUACACGAUGUCCAGACACACGGCUCGCUGCAGGCCUCCGCCUCUGCCCACGUGCUGCGUUCCUCCGGCAUCCUGCCCGCCUGGCAGCACGCCUGGCACAAGGCAGCCCACUUCUGGCUGGAGAGCUACAGGUGGCUGGAGAGGACGCUGCCCGCCUGCUGCUCCCGUGCCGCGGCUCUCCUGCAGCCCACGCUGCAGCCGCUCUGGGCGAAGGCGGCCGAGCUGACCCUGCACAUCAGCAAGCAGUGCUCCGUGUACCUCUCCUGGGCCGGGGAGCGCCUGCCCUGGCUGCUGGAAUGGCUCCAGUCCCGGGUCCCCGACGCCAUCCUGCACGUCGCUGAGUGCAUGCGGGAGCUGCUGCUCUUCCUGCUGCGGAGCUGCCUGCUGCCGCUGCUGGAGCACGUGGCCGCUGCGCUGCAGCGGGGUUGGAAGCGCUGCGUGGAUGCUUGCGACGGAGAAGUGUCGUGGGACUGCGUGAGGGAGCACCUGAGCAGCUUUACCUAUUCCUCCUGGGUCUACCUGCAGAACACAACCAUUGCCCUCAAGAACUGGGCCCUGGCCAUGAUUUCUGGACACUGAGCUGCCCCCGGGGCAGGAGCACGCGGUGCAGCUGCUGUUGCUGCCAGCAGGGACUGUCUCCUUGUCUCUAUGGGGCCUCAGUGGGUGUCCUGGGGGCAUGCGGUCGGAUGUCAUUGGGUGUCCCCAUCCUGCGGGGAGAGCGGUGUCGGGAUGUUUCCCCCCAACCUGGGGCAAUGAAUGGGCUCUGCACCCCCCGU
Molecule: messenger RNA, 1441 nt
Organism: Numida meleagris (helmeted guineafowl)
Lineage: Eukaryota; Metazoa; Chordata; Aves; Galliformes; Numididae
Gene: TMEM214
Product: transmembrane protein 214
Cellular component (GO): Golgi apparatus; endoplasmic reticulum
Source: RefSeq, a predicted model, not a curated record